AUGGAUCUUGGACCUGUUAUACCACCACCAAGCACCAUACAUGAUCGCCCUCCGCAAGCGCAGCCAAAGCACAUGGCAGAUGCGGACGCACACACUGUCUCGAAUGAUCGCGAUGAAACAGGAUGGAGGAAGUUCGUCAAAUAUUUCACGCCAUCCUGGUUCACAGUGACGAUGGGCACGGGCAUCGUUUCGAUCCUGCUCAACCAAUUCCCUUACAAGGCGCGAUGGCUGUACUGUUUGUCGGUGAUCGUUUUCGUGCUCAAUUUCGCGUUGUUCAUGUUGUUCGUCGGGUUGUCGAUACUGCGAUUCGCAAUGUGGCCUUGCACUCGACGGAUCACAGCGAAUAAGCCGACGCAGGCGUUGUAUUUGAGCACUAUACCUACCACUAUGUCGACCUUGAUCAACAUGAUGGUUUUCGUGUGUGUUCCUGCCUGGGGCGAAUGGGUGGUAUACACUGCUUGGGGCCUGUGGAUGGCCGAUGCAGUCAUGUCCCUGAUCUGCGCCUUGUGGCUGCCCUUCCUGCUGAUCAAGAGGACCAACGAGACGCCCCUUUCCGGAUACACGGCGUUGCAGCUGUUUCCCAUCAUUGCGACUGUCGUGGCUUCGGCCUCGGCGGGAGUCGUUGCCAACGUGAUUCCUCGGCCCGAACAAGCUCUCGCCACUGUGAUCGUCGGCUACGUCCUCUGGGGUCUCGGCGUGCCUUCAGCGCUGUUCAUCAUGGUCGUCUACUUCCAGCGACUGGCCAUCCAUAAACUUCCGCCCCGAGAAGUUAUUGUGUCGUGUUUCAUGCCGAUAGGCCCGCUGGGAAUGGGCGGGUUCGCCAUCUCGAAACUCGGAAACGUGGCGAUGAGGAUCUUUGCUUUGACGAAAACGAUCCAUCCACUUGCUGGUGAUCUGGCGUAUAGCCUCGGAAUCCUCCUGUGCUUGAUCAUGUGGGGAUUUACGUUGCUGUGGUUGUUCCUCGCCGUAGCGUCGAUUCACCAUUGCAAACAUUUCCCCUUCAAUAUGGGGUGGUGGGGAUUUACUUUUCCGAUCGGCACAUUUGCGCUGUCGAGUAACGCUUUGGCCCAAGAGAUUCCAUCGAGGUUCUUCAGAGUCAUUGGAUCUAUAACAUCGGUCUGCGUUCUUGUACUAUGGAUCGUGGUGGUGUCAGCGACUCUGCGUGACUUGAUCACAGGUGGAAAAAAUCUGCUCAAUGCACCACCUUCUCUGCCACAUAUCGACAGCCAGAAACUGGAAGAGCUGGACAACGUGGCAGGGGAUAACAAGGUCUGA
Messenger RNA from Exophiala viscosa, 1275 nucleotides. RefSeq names its product sulfite efflux pump SSU1. Gene Ontology annotation, biological process: transmembrane transport; sulfite transmembrane transport. Gene Ontology annotation, molecular function: sulfite transmembrane transporter activity. NCBI's taxonomy places the organism in Eukaryota, Fungi, Ascomycota, Eurotiomycetes, Chaetothyriales, Herpotrichiellaceae. The transcript has 6 exons. Bases 1 to 1275 code for a protein of 424 amino acids. Gene Ontology annotation, cellular component: plasma membrane. The record is from RefSeq and is a predicted model, not a curated record.